Molecule: messenger RNA, 717 nt
Organism: Melampsora larici-populina 98AG31
Lineage: Eukaryota; Fungi; Basidiomycota; Pucciniomycetes; Pucciniales; Melampsoraceae
Exons: 3
Coding region: 17-691 (224 amino acids)
Source: RefSeq, a predicted model, not a curated record
CAAUCGUCGAUUUGUCAUGUCUGGCCAUUCUCAAUUGAACUUGGCCACUCGAAACUCACCUACCACUGUUGCUCUGAUCACUAGUCUCGCAGCAUCAAUAUUCCCGAUCUCACUGAUAUGGAAAUUCCGUUGGAAUAGCAGAUUCGGGCUCGAUCAUCUUCAUUUACUUCUUAUUCAACUCCUCUUCUUUAUCUUAGCUCUCCGAUUUUCACCUCGGGCUCGGAACCAAGCACGUACUACAUCAUUGCCUGUACCUCAUUCUCGCACCAAAUCUCAAAGCAAGCCUAAAAGUGAUAGUCAACCGAUCAAAUCAACCGAUCAGAAGGAAGACGUGCAAGAUGAACUACAUCAGAAAACAAUUAAGACUUUACUUGAAGUUGUGGAGCCCCGCUUACUUCCCGCUGAUCACCCUAGGGGCCCUCAAACAUCCGCUGGUCUUUCUGAUUGGCAACCGAUCUUUGCAGAUGCACCGGAAUCGAUCCAUGUCCUUCAACAUCCCACUAUUCAAUCUCUUUACGCUGUGAGGACAAUCAUGGAUGACGUGGAUGUUGAACGACUGUCACGAUGUCUGCGUAAGAAGAAGCAAUGGGAAUGGGAUCGAAUGUGUGAAGGUGGAGGAGAUUUGGAAGAGAAAGUAAGUUGGGUACGAUUAAAAGGGUCCUGGCCUAUCAAGUGUCUUAUCUCAGCCUAAGCAAAUGGUCAUGUACGCUACCAGUG